Messenger RNA from Capra hircus (goat), 4653 nucleotides. It is a transcript of the gene SH3RF3, whose product is annotated as SH3 domain containing ring finger 3. NCBI's taxonomy places the organism in Eukaryota, Metazoa, Chordata, Mammalia, Artiodactyla, Bovidae. The transcript has 10 exons. The coding region runs from base 1001 to 3535 and encodes 844 amino acids. The record is from RefSeq and is a predicted model, not a curated record. Gene Ontology annotation, molecular function: metal ion binding; protein binding; ubiquitin protein ligase activity. Gene Ontology annotation, biological process: positive regulation of proteasomal ubiquitin-dependent protein catabolic process; positive regulation of JNK cascade; protein ubiquitination.
UCUCCAGGGCGGCCCGCGCGAGGCUGGGGUCCGGCAGGCAGCGGCGCAGGCUCGGACCCGCGUCGCCGGGAGGACCCCAGCGCCCUCCCCCCUCCGCCUCGCCCGGCGCCCCGCGCGCCCACCCGGCUCUGGGGCUGUCACUUCCGCGCGCCGCCAGGCAGGGGACCGGCCGUCGUCGAGGAGGAUGCCCGGGUGCUGGCUGCGUCCCCAGGCUGCUGGCAGGCGCUGCCCAAGGAGGCGGUCGGGAUAGCGCCGCCCAAACUUUCCUUCGCUGCAGCGUCAGGCGGAAACAUCCCGCUCAGAGGCUCACGGAGAGCGCAGGAGGCUCUGUCGCCAGAGGGGACAGGCCCGGGCCUGCGCUGGGGAGCGCCCUGGAGUUCCUGGGGACGCUGAAGGCGCCUUAAGAACAGGACUGGUGUCCGGCCUGCGCCCAGGCGGGUCAGGUCUAGGGCGCGGCUGCCCCUUCCCGGCGCCCCGCAGUGACCGUGACCUCCGCGCGCUCCCCGCGCACGUGCUCGCGGCCGAGGACGAGGAGGGGUCUGGCUGCACCCGCUGGGCAGCGGCUCGCGGGGAGGCCCAGGGCGCACCGAGGCAGUGCGGGGGAGCGCGCACGCCGCGCCCCCGCCUCCCCCGGGAUCGGACUGGCGGCUGAGAGCUCAGAGCCGCCGGGUGUCUUGCCCGCCCGGCGGCGCCGCUGGAACCCGUGCCGGCCGGACUCGCAAAGGAGGGACAGGUGUAGCCUGCAUCUGCGGGCGCUGCGCUCCGAAGCACUGGGUGGGCUCGGCGGUCCGGAGGGGGCUUGCGGGACUCGGAGUUCCGGUCCCUGCCGCGCAGGCCAAUUGGCACCCCUUGGCGCUGCCAGCCUCAGGGAAGGAAGUCGCGGUGUAGCCCGGUCCCCAAGCGGCCGUCCAGGCGCGACCCUGGCUCCCACUGCCCGCGGCGGCGCCCGCAACGGCCCCGGAACCUAGAGGUGCGCGCGGUCGCCGCCGGCGCCGCCCCCAUGCUGCUCGGAGCGCCCAGGCUGUGCGCAUCCCGGGCGGCCGCCGCGGCGCAGAGAGAAGACGACGGCGACAGGCUGGGCGGGGACAUGGACGAGUCGUCGCUGCUGGACCUGCUGGAGUGCUCCGUGUGCCUGGAACGCCUGGACACGACGGCCAAGGUGCUGCCCUGCCAGCACACCUUCUGCCGCCGCUGCCUGGAGAGCAUCGUGAGCUCGCGUCGCGAGCUGCGCUGCCCCGAGUGCCGCAUCCUGGUGGGCUGCGGCGUGGACGAGCUGCCCGCCAACAUCCUGCUGGUGCGCCUGCUGGACGGCAUCCGCCAGCGGCCCCGCGCUGGCGCCAGCCCCGGCAGCAGUCCGCCCGCGCGUCCUGGCCCGGGCCCCAGCCCCGCUUCGGGGGCGGCCUCGGCCCUCGCGGGUGGCGGGGUCAGCUCCCCUGGAUCCCCAAUCCUCCUCCCCGCGGCUACCGGCGCCACCUCCAGCCUGCGCGAGCUGGCGACCAGCAGGAGCGCGCCCCCAGCAAAGGGCCCUCCCCCACCACCUGCCGGCAAAGCCCUGCUCAACCUCGAGGGGACAGAGCCUGGGGAACUCAGGUGUGGCGAAGGGGACGCUGUCGUCCUGCAGCGCCGGAGUGACGAGCUCUGGUACCAUGGCCUCCUGCCUGCUGGCUUCGUCCAGAGCGUGCGGCCGCUGCCCCCGGCCCCGCCCCAGGGCAAAGCGCUCUAUGAUUUCGAGAUGAAGGACAGAGACCAGGACAAAGACUGUCUGAGCUUCAGCAAGGAUGAAGUCUUGACCGUAAUCAGAAGAGUGGAUGACAACUGGGCGGAGGGGAAGCUGAGAGACAAGAUCGGGAUAUUCCCACUGCUAUACGUGGAGCUCAAUGAUGCCGCCAAGCAGCUGAUGGAGAUGGACAAGCUGGGCCUGGCCUCGGCGUCCGGCUGCCUUGCCUCCCUGCCCUCUGAGGCCGGCGCAGUGGCCAGCGUGGCCCCGGGUCCCACUUCAGGCAGCACAGGGGCAGUCAGCGCCUUCCAGCGGCGUGUGGACAGCAAGAAGAACGCCAAGAAGCGGCACUCCUUCACGGCGCUCAGUGUGACGCACAAGUCCACCCAGGCCAGCGGCCACAGGCGCUCCAUGGAGAUCAGCGCCCCUGUGCUCAUCAGCUCCAGCGAUCCCCGGGCCGCGGCCAGGAUCGGGGACCUGGUGCACCUGUCCCGCAGUGCUCCUGCCCAGGACUCCUCGGCCGGAUCCACCCCAGUGACCGAACAGCAGAGCACGGCUCCCAGAGUCCAGCUGCCUCUCAAUGUGUACCUGGCGCUCUACGCCUACAAGCCCCAGAAGAGUGACGAGCUGGAGCUGCGCAAGGGCGACACGUACCGCGUCCUGGAGAAGUGCCGGGAUGGCUGGUUCAAGGGCACGGCCCUGCGCACCGGACUCUCGGGCGUGUUCCCUGGCAACUACGUGACACCCGUCUCCAGGAUUCCUGUAGGAGGGGCUGGGCCACCCCGGAAUAAUGCAGUUGGAGGGUCUCCCCUGGCCAAAGGGAUGGCCAUAACCAUGCACCCAGGCGGUGGGAGUCUGAGCAGCCCGGCCACGGCCCUGAGGCCAGCCCUUCCCCUCACCACAGCCCAGGUCCCGGCCCAGCACCAGGCUGCCUCUCCCCCACUGGGCAGUUGUCUGAGGCACACCGUCCAGCCAGCAGCCAGCCAGGCCCGGAGCGCCGGCCCCACUGCUGCCCACCCGGCCCAGGUCCAGGGCCGGCCGACCGCCACGGUGUCGCCCCUGCGCACUCAGAACUCCCCGUCUCGCCUGCCCGCCAGCCUCAGGCCUCCCGCCUUGGGGUCCCCGCAGCACAGCCCCCAGCCAGUGACGCAGUGCCCCCGGCCGGCCAUCCCGCUCGCCUCGGCAGCCUCGGCCGUCACCCCUCCCAAUGUCAGCGCCGCCAACCUCAACGGGGAGGCUGGAGGGGGCCCCGCCGGUGGCCUGACCGCGUCCAGCCCCACCGGCGCGGGAGGCAGACCAGACGAGAGGAAAAACGAAAAGAAAGACAGGAAGAGUGGGCUGCUGAAGCUGCUGGCCGGUGCGUCCACCAGGAGGAAGUCGCGCUCCCCACCAUCCACCUCUCCCACCCAUGACCCCCAGGCAGUGGAUGCCUCGCUCCAGGGCGCGGUGGGGCCCGAAGUGUCCUUGCUGUCCAUCCACAGCAGGGCUGGGUCCUGUCCCAUCGAAGGCGAGAUGCAGGGCGCCUUGGGGAUGGAGCCACUGCACAGGAAGGCGGGCUCCUUGGAUCUGAGCUUCCCGUCACCCACCCGACCGGCUGCGUUCUCCACAAUCGCUGUCCGCCCUGAGCCCAAGCCACUUCCCAGAGAGAGGUACCGCGUGGUGGUCUCAUACCCACCCCAGAGCGAGGCAGAGAUCGAGCUGAAGGAGGGGGAUGUGGUCUUCGUGCACAAGAAGCGUGAGGAUGGCUGGUACAAGGGGACCCUGCAGAGGAACGGCCGCACGGGCCUCUUCCCCGGCAGCUUCGUGGAGAGCUUCUGAGGCCGUGCCUGCCCCCCAGGGACAGAGGUGCAGGGACCCCAGGGGAGCAGCCACCAGAGGCCCCAGUCCUUCCAGGCAGGCGGCAGGACCCACACACUGUGGGGUGGUUUGCUCCCAGGACCCUUCUUGCCCUCUACUCAUGGGGUUGACAGGGAGCACAGGCCCAGCGCAUUUGGAGAGCGUUCUCAAGGCAGCUCCGGGCUUCACUUGGGUCUGGAUUGCUCCUCACCCCAUCUAUACCUCAGGCACCACCACCAGGACCCUUAGCAUGGUGCCCUGGCCCAGGUCAUUGUUGGCCAGGUCCCUGAGGAAGCGCUCGGCUCCCGCGGGCGAGGUGUACACAGUGCUUCUUGCCUUGCUACCACGGUCCUGCUCCCGUGCUUCUUUCUUACACCUUUUUACUGCAAAGCUGUUAGACUUUAUAAAUCUCUAACAGGUCGUACACUGCCUAUUUUUCAUACAUCUGGUGCUGCCUUUUUGUAAAACUAGUAGGACUUGGUUGAAAAGAUCUCUGGGGAGACAGCAAAUGGGCAGAACUUCUGCAAGCACCCUGUGAGCCUGAGAAGCCUGGUGUUCACAGCCUCGGUCCUCCUGGGGCUAGAGGGGCCUCAGUGUUGGUGGGAGUUAGGAAAAGCCUGUCUCUUUAGCCCUUCCAGUGGCCCCGCUUCAUCUGGAGAUGUUCUGACAGGGAUGGCAGUGAAGGAACAAGAGGGGGGACCCCAGGCCACGAGGGCCUCCUGUCACUGUAGAGAGGAGACCACACCCAAGGCUUCCACUGUCAAAACGUGCAGUGGUCACCGCAGUUCAGAUUUGCCACCUUGUGGAGGUUUCACCAAGUUUCCUUUAAAUAGAUAACUACUCUGUUCUCAGUGCAAACCUUGGUCUCGAGACCAGAGACACGGGGCUAACCAGGGCCACCAAAGGCCCACAGGAGCAGAGUCAGGGGUGGCAGCCAUGCGUUGAAUGCGGGCUCUGGCUGGGAAAUGCUUGGCACUUUGCACAGUCACACACACGCACCCGUUGUUUCUGUUAGACACAGAUGUGUGUGAUUUUGGAGGAACGAACUGAUGACAAACCAUGAUGCCUGUGAUUCUGAGUCUUUAAAUAAAACUGAACGU